UUGAAAACACACACCACGGCCACAGCUCUGUGACGGGAGGGAGCAGCCAGUUUUCCCAGGUCUUUGUUGCGCACGCUUGAGGCUUCGACAUCCAUCCCUCUAUCCAGAACGUGGGUAGCUGGAGCCAUCAGGACAGAGAUCAACUCGGAUCGAUUCGGGGAUUGAUUCGGAUUGAUUCGGAGAUUGGCGUGAAGGGAAUUCCAGAGAGAAUUUAGUUUAGGAGCCGGUUUCAGAGCAGAAGAUCCGCAGAGUUUGGUCCAACUUGCCUUUGACAAAGCCGACGUUGCUGUGUUGGAGUUGUGACUGGACGUUGCAUUGGGCUUUGGAGAGAUCUCUUAGCCAUGCUUGCACAAUGGCGAAGCUGUGUUUGGAGUCUGCUACUUGGGCUGGGUGUCUUCAUGCCUCUUUGUUCGACUCAGAGCAGGGGAAAGGAAACGGGGCGCGAGGGCGUCACUUUGGGGCUGGAGACGGAGCAAGUGGGGCCGACUGCGAGUGAAGCGGAAGCUCAGCCGCCCAGCCCCAACUCCUGCGGCGUCACGUUCCACAUCCCCUGGCCUGGCCGCUCGUGUGCGGCUGCGACGACCCCAGCCUCCCCGCUGGCCUCCCAGGAGGACCUGGACCACCUCAAGAUCUCGUUGGAGGACACGGGCGGAGUCCUUCGAACCCUUCAGGAGGCCACGGCUCUGGAGGCCGGCAAAUCCAGGUACCAGGACAUCGUUUCGGAAGUGCUUCCGGACGUCCGAGAGGCCAACGUGGAGCUUCACGAGAUCCUGGGGAAGGUCUUGCAGGAACUGGAGAGCCACAUCCAAGCGGAAGACCACGCGCAUGGGGAGGACGAGAAAAAGAAGUUAAAGGAACACUUACGGAUGAUGGACCACAUGCUACAAGUCACCGGCCACCUUGCCGAGCAGUUGGACCAAGCGUCCCAAAACCUCCUGCUGACCCUGACUGACCCCUCGGAGAAACCCUCGGCCCUCCUGUCCGCAGCCGCUCUGCAGCCGCCUUAGCUGCGAGGCUGCCCCACUACGAAGGCAUUAAACAGAUCUCCCCAUUGUGAACUCGGGUGCCGUGAUCUUUAGCGUUUCCAUGCAUGCGCCCGGCCUGCUACAUCGCCUUAACACUGUAGGCGAUCUUUCGUGCCAAGGAGCCUCGUGGAUUGCAAAGCGGUGUCUUGAAGAAUGA
Molecule: messenger RNA, 1182 nt
Organism: Elgaria multicarinata webbii
Lineage: Eukaryota; Metazoa; Chordata; Lepidosauria; Squamata; Anguidae
Exons: 3
Coding region: 342-1007 (221 amino acids)
Source: RefSeq, a predicted model, not a curated record